Messenger RNA from Physella acuta, 3601 nucleotides. RefSeq names its product sphingosine-1-phosphate lyase 1. The record is from RefSeq and is a predicted model, not a curated record. Gene Ontology annotation, cellular component: endoplasmic reticulum. NCBI's taxonomy places the organism in Eukaryota, Metazoa, Mollusca, Gastropoda, Physidae. Gene Ontology annotation, molecular function: pyridoxal phosphate binding; sphinganine-1-phosphate aldolase activity. Gene Ontology annotation, biological process: carboxylic acid metabolic process; sphingolipid catabolic process.
UCGAACAAUCGUCUUUUGACAACUGCGCAUUUUCCAGCCCUGAUAAAAAAAAGAGUUCACCCAUGUGACAUCUCUAGCUACUUGUAAACAUGGCAGGUACAUGGAAGGAUUCCUUUUUGUCCCCAAUAAUUGGUUCGCUAAAUGGCUCCAAAGCAUUGUUGAACAGACUGUGUGCUGACCUGGAACCCUGGCAAAUAGUUCUGUACACUGGAGGAACUACCCUGGCUGUGGUGUACAUUAAAGGUUUUCUUUUUCAAGAUGACAGCACAUUGACUGAAAGAACAAAACGUGAGUUUUUUAGAUGGCUAAAAAAAGUACCAAUGGUUCAACGAAAAAUUGCGGAAGAAAUGGGAAAAGUUAACAGCUCUAUUGAAGAAACUUUUAACAAAACUAUUACAGGAGACUACCUUGUCAAAUUGCCCCAAAAAGGAUUAUCAGAUGUAGAGCUAAUGGAAGAAUUGUGCAGGUAUAAAAACAUGGCAAACAACAAUUGGAAGAAUGGCCAUGUGUCUGGCACAGUUUACUACGGAGAUGAGAAGCUCGCAGAGAUAAUGGCCAAGACUUUUGGCAUGUUUGCUUGGUCCAACCCGCUCCAUUCUGAUGUGUUUCCAGAUGUCAGGAAAAUGGAUGCUGAAGUAGUGCGUAUGUGCUGCAAUAUUUUUAAUGGUGAUGAGAAUGCGUGUGGUGCCCUGACGUCUGGUGGCACAGAGAGCAUCCUGUUGGCCAUGCUGGCAUACAGAAAUCUGGCCAGGGAAAGAGGCAUCAAAAUACCAGAGAUCAUAGCUCCAGUCACAGCUCAUGCAGCAUUUGACAAGGCAGCAAGCUUUUUUCACAUGAAAAUUACACAUAUUCCUAUUGAUGAAAAGACACGUAUGGUAGAUGUUAGAGCUAUGAGGCGUGCCAUCAAUAGAAAAACUUGUGUGCUUGUAGCGUCAGCACCACAGUUUCCUCAUGGUAUCAUUGACCCAGUAGAAGCAGUUGCCAAGUUGGGAUUUGAGUAUGGGAUUCCAGUGCAUGUAGAUUCCUGUCUUGGAGGUUUCUUGUUGCCUUUCAUGGAAAAGGCAGGAUUCCCAAUACCACCAUUUGACUUCAGAGUGCCUGGUGUUACUAGUAUAUCUGCAGACACCCAUAAGUAUGGAUUUACACCUAAAGGUUCCUCUGUCAUACUGUACAGAAACAAAGACCUGAGGGCUAAACAGUUUUUUGUACAGACAAACUGGCCUGGUGGCAUUUACGCCUCACCUACUAUUGCUGGCAGCAGAGCAGGUACCUCUGUGGCUGCCUGCUGGGCCACCAUGGUCUACUUCGGUGAAGAUGGAUAUGUAGAGUCUACUAGAAAAAUUAUUUCAACAACCAGAUACAUUGUUCAAAAGCUGAGAUUGAUUAAAGGGAUAUUUAUUUUUGGAGAACCACUGGUCUCAGUGGUUGCUAUUGGUUCAAAUGAUUUCAAUGUAUAUCGCUUGUUUAAUGGUCUUGUAGAGAAGGGUUGGAACCUGAAUGCCUUACAGUUCCCUUCCAGCUUGCAUUUAUGUGUGACAAUGCUCCACACCCAGCAAGGUGUAGCAGAUGAGUUUGUCAAUGAUGUUGAGGAGUGUGUGAGAGAAAUUAUGAAGAACCCUUCCGCUGAUUGUGGUGGUGCUGGUGCCCUGUAUGGAAUGGCUCAGAGCAUCCCUGACAGGAGUAUAGUGAAUGAAAUAGCUAGAGCCUUUAUUGAUGCCUCCUACACAACUGACAAGCCAGCCAUCUGUAGCAGUAAACAUCAAGCUAAUGGUGAUACUCACAAAGUUAGCAGUUAAAAAUAUUUUUUCCUAGUGCAAUCUUGCAUAAUGUGAUUUAGAUUUUUAUUGCAUAAUGAUUUGAUAUUACAUUAAUCCAAAGUUUCAUAGAAUGAAGUUUUGGAAUGUAUUCAUAUUGAUUUGUUAAGGUCAUUUUUUUUGGCAUUUUUAGAACACAAAUUGUGUUUUUUUUAAACAAAUUAAAUGCAACCUUUGGCAAGGAAGAAUGAAAUCCACUUAUAAUUUGUGAACAAAAUAUUUAAUAUAUUUCUAAGUUCUUGUUACAAUUUUUCUCAAUUAAAAUGUGAUUUCAAAUCAUUUAUAUGUAAAAUGUAUUAAAUUUGACUUUAUAAAGUUAAAAAAUCACCAGCUGUUUAAAUAAAGAUUUCCUUUAAAAUUUAUAAUUUUACUUUGUACCAUGAUGAGUGUUGAAUAUAUUUAUCAGUGUGAGCAGUUUAAAGCCUAGCAACAUGACUAUUAGAAUAUUGCCUUUGUCUUUGUUAUACAUGCAUUGCUCAUCUGCCCAGAUUUUUUUACACAGAUGUUAAUGAAAUAUCCACCGGCUACUGUAUAAUGACAUUUAGUAAUUUAUUGUGAUAAAUCUUUGAAGCUAUUCAUUGGCUAAUAAAUUUUAGGUUCAUCUACACCUGUACUGUAAAAUAUGUGAAUUGGCAAUAAUUUGAUAUUAUGAAUAUGCAAUAGUUACUUGAAUUAAAUGAAUGCAACUUUCUGUAAUGAGCUGUAAGGUUAAAAAAAUGGACUAAAUUAAUAACUUAGAGAAUGUUCUGUUUUAAGCUGGUCUAAAUUAGUCAUGUUUCUAGUUGUUUUUUUUUUAAUGAAGUUUAUAUGAGAGUAAUGUCAUACAGAUAUUAAAAACUGUUGUUGCAUUUACUAAUACUAGUAUUAGAUAUAAUUUGAAGUUUCUUUUUUAAGAAACCAAAUGUUGAUUGAUGAAAGAAAGAUUUUUAAUGGAGAUUUUAAAGCCUUUUGGUUUUUUUUUUUUUUUGUAAAAUGGAAAUUAGCUUCAACAAUUAAAAAACAUUAAUUGCAAAUUCAAUUAUUAAUUUCUAUUAUGUAUAGAUUGAUUUUUGUAUGUUAGCAUUGUUUGACAAAGUAGAUGAUUUUUAUGGUCACAGAAUUUGCAAAGAAUCAAAUUUGUCAUAUAUAUAAAGUGCCAUAAAUAGUUUGCAAAAAUUUGUUUAAAAUACUAGUGACUAAUUUUAAGCUGUCUGUCCUUAUUUUUGUAUAAUUUCCUACAAUUUAGCUUCUUUAACCCUAUACUUGCUACUGUUACAUUAUUUCUAAGUAUAGUGAACCUAUUUUAACUUUUAUUUCCUGUUUGUGCAAUUGUUUUAUAUUGUCUAUUAGAAAGCCUGAAAAGUUUUGUCAAACCUGUUGAAAUUAGAUGCAUUCCAAACUGUGUAUAGCAUUAAUUUAUAAUGUGUAACACCUGACAGGAUGUUUAGCACUCAUUUUUAUACCGUGUGGUUACAUACAUUGGACAGAAUGUGUUGCAACUAUUUAUGUACGGUAACACCUGACUAUGAAGUGAGAUUUUAAAUUUUUUUUUAGCUGGCACUGAAGGAUGGCACAUUUCCUUUUUCUUUUGCCAUGAAAAGCUGUUAAAAUUUUUUGUAAAAUUUAAAAGUUUACAAAUUUAACAAACAUUUUUAAAACGUUUUAUAAACUUCUCCAACAUAGCCUUAGUUUUUUCUGAUGCCAGAAUGGACAACUGUAAUACUAGUCUGUAACUUUUUUAUAAAACCAUGUUUCUUUUACACACCACUUUCAUAGCAUAUUUGAUAGUAAACUUGAUAUUUGACUUU